Messenger RNA from Trichoplax adhaerens, 1401 nucleotides. RefSeq lists its product as uncharacterized. Gene Ontology annotation, molecular function: flavin adenine dinucleotide binding; squalene monooxygenase activity. The record is from RefSeq and is a predicted model, not a curated record. Gene Ontology annotation, cellular component: membrane; endoplasmic reticulum. Bases 1 to 1401 code for a protein of 466 amino acids. Gene Ontology annotation, biological process: sterol biosynthetic process; cholesterol metabolic process. The transcript is spliced from 9 exons. Lineage: Eukaryota; Metazoa; Placozoa; Uniplacotomia; Trichoplacea; Trichoplacidae.
AUGAAAGAGUUGCGUCGGUCAAGUCAAUACACGCCUGAAAACCCAGAAAUUAUCAUAGUUGGUUCCGGUAUUCUUGGCUCGGCCAUGGCUGCGGUACUUGCUCGGGAUGGUAGAAGAGUAGUCGUUGUAGAAAGAGAUCUAAAAGAGCCUGAUCGUAUCGUAGGAGAAUUGCUUCAACCAGGUGGUUUUAAAGCGUUACAAGAAUUAGGCCUAAAAGCUGCUGUUGAAGGAAUCGAUGCACAUUGUGUCCGUGGGUAUGUAGUUCACGAUAUAGAUAGUGGAUCAAAAGUAGAUUUGUCGUAUCCUAAUGAUGAUAGUGGUAAUAUCAUGACUGGUCGUGCUUUUCAUCAUGGACGAUUUGUAAUGGGAUUGAGAAAACUCGCUCAGGCUGAACCGAAUGUGACAAUGAUUGAAGCAACUGUGUCCGAGUUAAUGGAGGAAAAGGGAAACGUAAUCGGAAUUCGUUAUAAGCGGAAAGGACAAGAUGAGUUAGAGACGCUGCAAGCCCCUUUGACUAUUGUUGCCGAUGGGUGCUUUUCGAAAUUUCGAAAGUCUUUAGUGAAAUCACAAGUGAGUGUAUCCUCGCAUUUUGUUGGUACUUUGAUGGAGAAUUGUCCUCAAACGAAAGCCAAUCAUGCCGAACUCGUUCUAACUCCAACAACCCCAGUACUGAUAUAUCAGGUUUCCUCGCAUCAUACGCGUGUUCUUGUUGACGUUCGAGGAAAGUUGCCUUCUGAUCUCAAAGAGCAUGUAAAGAAGGUAUCUGUUUAUAUGCCAGCAAAUAUUAAAGGACCAUUCCUAGAAGCAGUUGAAAAUAAUCGAUUACGAAGCAUGCCUUCCAGCUUUUUACCACCAGCACCUUUGCUAAAAGCUGGCGUUAUUCUCCUUGGUGAUGCAUUUAAUAUGCGCCACCCUCUUACGGGUGGAGGAAUGACUGUCGCUUUGAAUGAUGUGAUAAUCUGGCGUAAUGUACUUCGUGAGAAGUUACCUGAUGUCCGCGAUAAUGAAGCAGUUUUACAGUGUUUGAAAAAUUUUCAUUGGCAACGUAAGCAGAAUCACUCUUUUGUUGUAAACGUAUUGGCUCAAGCGCUUUAUCAGCUUUUCUCUGCUGCAGAUGAACACCUUAAGAAGCUACGACAGGGUUGCUUUGGUUACUUUAAGCUAGGUGGAAGAGCUGUUGAUGGUCCUGUAGAAUUAUUAUCAAUUGUUUCUCCAGAGCCACUCAAACUUAUAGGCCACUUCUUUGCAGUUGCAUUGUAUACAAUGUACUCCACAGUCAAGUCCGAACCGUUUUACCGGUUACCACUUACUAUAUUAUUAUGCUCACGAUUACUUUGGAAGGCCUGCACUGUUAUUUUGCCAUUAAUUUGGUCAGAAUUUUAUACUGCCAUGAGAAGUUAA